UUCAGCGGUGGCUCUCUCUGUCUCUCUCCAAAAUAGGAUUUAUGUACAGAACAUCAUCGAAAAUUUCAAGAUAGCAGUUUUUUCCAUUUUUACGUUUUUGAAAAUUUACGAUGGCAGAGUUUGAAGGUGGAAGAUGAUAAAAUCCCCAAAAACGCAAAAACAUAUAUAAUAUUAGAACGUAAGAGUGAGAGAGACGUAAAUUAACGGAGGCCCAUCCGUCGUCUGUCCUCCACUUCCUUCUAAAACCAUUUGAAUUACUUGAAUUUCAGAAUUCUAUUGUCCUUAUCGAUUCUCCAGGGCUUUUCUUCAUCUGGGUGUGAUCCAUCGUUCUUGGCUAUCGGGGCUAGGUUCAAAAUUUUCUUCGAUGGAGGGGAUUUUGAUUUCUCGGACGGAUUCUCAAGGAAUCGAAACUUUGGCCUCUAGGGCUUCCGAUUUUCCCCAACCCUAUCCGGUUUCUAUUUCCGACGAUUCCUCUUCCGCCGUGGGUUAUCCAGAAGUCGAUUCUUUUCGAGAGCUUAACGUGUCGUUAGGCCCCGAGUGUUUUCUGAGUGAAAAAUCUGUUGAAUCUAGGGAAAGUGACUCUGAGUCACUGCCAAGCAUUGGAGAAAUGCAAAAACCUCGUGGGAAUUGCUUCUAUUAUGAUUCGCCUUUGUUGGAAGAUACUGGAGUCUGGAUACCCAUUUCUGUUCCACCCAUGUCUGAAUCUGAUCAUGAAGAGUGGGCCAAAGGUUUUCACUUGAAUGGUGGUUGCUUCCCUGAAGAGGAAUUGGGAUAUAGCCAGUGCUUUGGGGGAGAAAAAGAGUUGACAAUGUGGGAUGUGAUGGUAGAAAUGUUAACUGCUGCUCGUGGAAGAGUUGGUUCACUGGGUUCCAUCGGUAACAAUGGUUGUAGGUUGUCAUGGAUGUCUAGCCAUAUGCUGGAGCAAGCUUGGAGUGAACUGGAACAUUCUCUCACUGAAGCAAAUUUUGGAAAUGUAAGGGAAAUUCUUGAAGCAGAGCCACCCAGAUGGCUGUCUGAUAGUUCUGCUGCUUCUUGCAUGUUAUGUGGUGUGAGGUUUCAUCCAAUAAUGUGCUCCAGGCAUCACUGCCGAUUUUGCGGUGGAAUAUUUUGUGGGGACUGCUCCAAAGGAAGGAGCUUGCUGCCUGUAAAAUUUCGUGUUGCAGAUCCACAACGAGUAUGCGAUGUAUGUAAUGUGCGCCUUGAAUCUGUGCAACCAUAUUUAAUGGAUAAAGUGAGUAAUGCUGCGCAGCUACCGACCCAUGACUUGACAGACCUCAGUACAUUGAGGUCAUGGGUAAACUUUCCUUGGGGACAGUCAAUGGAAUAUGAGAUCUAUAAAGCAACAAACACCAUUCGAGCUUAUAAUAAGGUGGGUUCUCUAAAGCCUGAAAAACUAAUUCCAGACGCCAUUCUACGACAAGCAAAAGGCCUCGCAAUUAUUACUGUUGUCAAAGUGGGAGCAGUGAUGACUUACAAUGUAGGAACUGGUCUCGUGGUUGCACGUAGAGAAGACGGCUCGUGGUCUCCUCCAUCUGCAAUUUCAUCAUUUGGUAUGGGGUGGGGGCCUCAGAUUGGAGGAGAACUGACCGACUUCAUAAUUGUAUUGAGGACGUGUGAUGCUGUCAACACAUUCAGUGGUAAUGUGCAUCUGGCUGUUGGGGCCGGUGUGAGUGCAGCAGUUGGAGUCAUUGGAAGGACAGCUGAAGCCGACGUACGGGCUGGUGAUGGUGGUUGUGGCUCCUGUUAUACAUAUAGUUGUAGUAAAGGUGCGUUUGUUGGAUGUUCACUUAAAGGAAGCAUCGUUACCACUCGGACACGAGAAAAUGCUCGGUUCUACGGCAGUCAGUCAAUAACUGCCACUGACAUUCUCGUUGGGGCGCUCCCAAGACCACCCGCAGCUGCCAUUCUUUAUAAUGCUCUUGCUGAUCUUUAUCAGAAGAUUGAGAAAUGAUCAAGCUCAGUUUGAAGUAAAUUCAUCGGUUUCUAUCCAUGGAAUAAGAAAUCUCUACAGCCUCAUUCGGUUAAGCAUUUGCCUUUAUUAGGUACACAAACUGUAUAGUUCUUCUUCACCAUUAUUCUUUGUCUCUGUGAAUAAACUUUCACCUAUUGCCUUUUACGCACAUGUAUAGAAAACAAGUCGAAAUGGGAUCUGAUUAUACUUAUGAUUUGUGUAAAUACAUUGGUGUUGUGGAACGGUUGCCUCCAA
Molecule: messenger RNA, 2206 nt
Organism: Momordica charantia (bitter melon)
Lineage: Eukaryota; Viridiplantae; Streptophyta; Magnoliopsida; Cucurbitales; Cucurbitaceae
Product: RING/FYVE/PHD-type zinc finger family protein
Molecular function (GO): metal ion binding; phosphatidylinositol binding
Source: RefSeq, a predicted model, not a curated record